CCCUAUUAUUUCCUAGUCGUGACACCACCAAAUCAAUCCGGUCUACGGCCCUGCUCAUCACGAAUUUAUUUUUCACAUUACUCACUUACUAGCAGCUUUUAACUGUCACCUCCAGGACCGGACGCAUUUGCGCUCUCACUCAGUCAGGUUUAUCAACGAACUUACACCCUGAUUCACGUACUUUGAUUACCUAGGUAGUCUUGUGCGAAUAAGUCCACUCGUGACAGAUCAGGAUUAUCAAAGCCUUCCAGACCAGCAAACAGGAUGGUCAACGGGCUAGAGAAAUUGGAGAGGUUUUUUGGUAACUCAAGGAGGAGAGAUAAGGAGAAAGCGACGAGAACUAGAGACGUUUCAAUUGUCUCGACCCCAACUCAAUCCCCCAAUGGCCCUCAUUUUCCUUCGCCCUCUUUCAUGCACCCAACGUCAACGCACAUGAAACCUCGAGAAGAGCCAGUACCAUGGUCUAGAUUAAUGAAAGAGCGCUCCCAGAGCCUACCCGAUCCACCUGGCAGCCUAAAAAGACGGUCUUCAAUCAGCAUCAUCUCGAAUCACCGGCACCACCCCAGCGACCCUAUCCGGCUUAUAUCGCUACUAGUCGAAGAUGAGGAUACAACUGACAUGGAGAUGCUGUCCCGUUUUAAAUUUCCAGAUAGCCAUCCCACGAACGAACAUACGGACGUUUCUUCUAUAGGUGACACAGGCGACAGAUUAUCACGCGAACAUAGUAUCCAGGAGUUCCCAACCGCAAAUAUUCUAGAUUGGUGUCCUCGGCGUUUAUCUUCGCUGUUCAACAAUCUUGGUCUAGAUACUUCUAUCGACUCUAUUGACAAUCGUCUAGCUAGAUUCCCGAAAGACGGUAUAGAAUCACUAGUCUCGAUAUCAUCUCCAACACCAUCAUCUCCACCUUCUCCUAGGACGAAGAUAAACCCCUUUGCCAUACCACCUCGAAAGUCAUCUAGGAUAUUGAACGAGGCUUUGGCUAGGAAUCUAACGAUUUCGACUAGUAAUCUUUCGCAGUGCCCAGUCUCUACAUAUCCUCCCGAUUCCCCACCUGCGUCGGACGGGGAGGAAGAUUAUGAACCAACCGUAAUACACGGAUCAACAUCAAUCAAGGGUCUAUCUUCACCUAUCGAGUUUACGCCGCGUCCCUCGUCUGACUCUGUUACCCGACCCAGUAGCAAGGUUUUAACUCGUGAUAAAGCCGUUCGGGAAUCGUGGGGUGUGAGAACCCAGGAUCCAGCAUUGAUAUGCAGUACUCAGGGUGAAAUAGCAUGUAUUUCUCAACCACAUAUGGUGCAGAACUCGACAGGCAUAGUUUCCAUAUUGGCAAUGAGCAAACAUGCUAUAUAUAACCACUACAUAAGAGAGCCGUCACUUGACGAUUUUUUCGCUCUCGAUGACGAAGACGUUGCGGAGAGAUUACCUGCCACUCCCAUACCUGAAGCGGAUAUACCGCCAACACCACCUCCGAAGUUUUCGCCGAAGACUCCUAUCGGCAGAAGCUGUUCCACCCGACAUGUGCCGAUCGCCCCUACUACCGUGAUUAAUCCCAUAUCUGGAGAACUUACCCCUCCCCGUACACCUACGGAUUCACAAUUUCUCUCUUUGGCCUAUUCACCCAGUACUACGUCAGCAGUUUCAGGGGCAAUGUGGGCAGCCAACAUCGCCAGAACUUAUAACUUCGACUUGGUGUACAUAGUCGACCUUUGGCCGAAAGCUAAAGAGGAAAGCUCAGAUCUUGAUCAAUCAACUUUUACUCAUUGCCAACACGACGCGGCCAACGCAGACAGCGUUACUACCCAACAUACUAUAACUGCGCAUAAAAAGCCAGGAAUGACUGGCCGAAUACUUGCUGCUUAUGGCCUAAGUGAAUUUGGUUCACCAUUCCGAAUUCAUGCCGAGUUUCAUAGGAAUAUGCUUAGAUGCAGGGGUUGGAAUGAGUACCGCGACGAGCUCGCAUCCCCUGAGAUGAUAUCACGCGGCUGGGCAUGCUCAUUCUAUACCGGCUAUUCCUCAACAGCCCGAAAUGCUAUCGGCGAGAAGCACAUAGCACGGGGUGGAGCUAUGGAUCGCGGUAUAGUCUUUGCGGCGUAUACGAGGAAGACAACAAAGUCGGUAAUACCGGUUAGGUCAUCGCCAAAGCAGACGGCGAUACUCGGCAAGCUACUCUACGACUCACAGAAACUUGUCGAUGUCUUGGUCCAUGGCGAUUGAUUUCGAGCUACAUAAGAGGUAGCUACCUAACUUAUACCUACAUUACCUGGGUAUCAACCUAGGUACCUUAUACGUGUUACAUAUUAAUGAAGAUACCAACAACACAGCAGAGUGAUUUCUAAAUCCAAGACCGUAAUGUCGGAUACGUGCUACGAGGUAUUAAUGAUCCUAGGUGUCUGGGGGUAAUGACAAAUUUUAGGCGCCAUCAUAACGCAUUUGGUUGACCUACAUGGGAGAGACGAAAAAGACAUGAUAUCGCAUAAUUCUAGUGCUUUGUAACAUACGCAUUAUCAUGGAGUGUUAACAUUUUAUUUGCAUUACCAGUCGGUUAUCGUGUUCCAGGGCAAGGAGAUUUGAGGCCAGUACAACAUUCAAAUCGAUACACACAAAAUCUCUCGUCUUGUGAGGCUUAAGAGGUCCAGCCGUGUACGCAUAACUAAGUGGCAUCAAUCAUAAUCUUAGGUAGGUAGGUAGUUAACUAAUCGCUCAUUUAAACGGAUGCCGAAA
Daldinia caldariorum is the source of this 2721-nucleotide messenger RNA. RefSeq lists its product as uncharacterized. Lineage: Eukaryota; Fungi; Ascomycota; Sordariomycetes; Xylariales; Hypoxylaceae. Bases 265 to 2214 code for a protein of 649 amino acids. The transcript is spliced from 2 exons. The record is from RefSeq and is a predicted model, not a curated record.